AUGAGAAAGUGGACUGUGGAGUCGCCCGGGUACACACAUGUAGCCUACAACAGCGGGAUCAGCGCUUGCGGGAAUGGCGAGCAGUGGCAGUGGGCUCUGGUGCUUCACAGCGAGAUCUGGGCGGCGAGGUUGGAUCCCAACGCCGUGAGCUACAGUGCUGCGGUCAGCGCGUGCGAUAAAAGCCAGCAGUGGCAACGAGCUGUGGCACUUCUCGGAGACAUGUGGGAGGCGAAGUUGGAGCCUGAGAUCGUCAGCUAUAGCGCUGGGAUCAGCUCGUGCGUGAAAGGCCAGCAGUGGCAGCGUGCCCUGACACUGUUCAGCGAGAUGCGGGAAGCGAACCUUGAGCCCAAUGUCGUGAGCUACAGCAUUGGGAUCCGCGCUUGCGAGCAAGGCGGGCAGUGGCAGCAGGCCAUGGCGCUGCUCAGCGAGAUGCGGGAAACGAAGUUGGAGCCCGACGUCGCUUUCAACACCGCAGUCUCCGCGUGCGAGAAGUGCCGCCAGUGGCGGCACGCGCUGUACUUGCUCGACGAGGUGAGCAGGGCGAAGUUGGAGGCCGACGUUAUCUCUACGGCGCCGCGGUGA
Messenger RNA from Prorocentrum cordatum, 582 nucleotides. The record is from the annotation of a GenBank genome assembly. NCBI's taxonomy places the organism in Eukaryota, Dinophyceae, Prorocentrales, Prorocentraceae.